GUGACAUACCAACACGUGUGUUUUCGCGUGUAUUUUGGUGUAAAAUUAAUUUAAUUUACAAUAAAAGGAAAAGUUUUAAUACAAUUAAGAGAAUUUAUAGUCAUCAAAAUGUGUGAGGGACAGUUUAGUGACUACGAAGAAGAAAUAUCUACGAAGGUUAAGUCUGUGCGAUUUGCAGAGGAACCUACAAUCAGGACCCUCAGCAGCGAUGAUCUUGAUUCUGAUGACUACUUCUAUGACUCCGAUGACCCAACACAGAGUAAAAAGAAGGAAAACCUAAACUCUCAAACACCUUCAAAUAAAAUCAGCACUUACCAACCAUCAGAAAAGUUGUUCAAAAAAUAUGUGCAUAAGAUAAAUGUUGAUCAAUAUGAACCUUCAUACACAAAAAAUGCUGAGAAGUUCAUGGAUCAAAAUGAUAGAAAAGCUGAUACUACCAGGAUAAGGAUAAAAGAUAAACAUGACCGAGCUACAGCAGAACAGGUUAUGGAUCCACGAACAAAAAUGAUCCUAUUUAAGCUACUUAAUCGAGGAAUCAUUAAUGAAAUUAAUGGCUGCAUUUCUACUGGUAAAGAAGCCAAUGUAUACCAUGCAACAUCAAAAGAUGGAAAGGACUAUGCUGUCAAAAUUUUCAAGACAUCAAUUUUAGUCUUCAAAGACAGAGAUAAAUAUGUCUCUGGAGAGUACAGGUUUAGGAAUGGGUACUGCAGAUCCAAUCCACGUAAGAUGGUGCGUACGUGGGCGGAGAAGGAGAUGAGGAAUCUUGUGAGAAUGUAUAAUGCAAACCUACCAGUUCCCGAACCAAUCAUCUUGCGGAGUCAUGUUCUUGUAAUGACAUUUAUGGGAGACCAAGGCUGGCCGUCUCCUAAACUUAAAGAUGUUGAAAUAUCUCAAUCUAUAGCCAGAACAUUAUAUAGAGACUGCAUUACAAUGAUGUGGAAAAUGUUCAAUAUUUGUAAACUUGUCCAUGCAGACUUGUCAGAGUUCAAUCUUCUAUACCACAAAGGCAAUGUCAUUGUAAUAGAUGUGUCACAAUCUGUAGAACAUGAUCACCCACAUGCCUUUGAGUUUCUAAGAAAAGACUGCACAAAUAUAUCCGAUUUCUUCAGGAAAAGAGGAGUAGCUACGUUGACAGUAAAAGAGCUGUUUGAUUUUAUCACAGAUUCGUCUAUAAAUGAAAGUAAUCUUGAAGAAUGUCUGGAGAAAUUGUCAGACAAAGCUGCUUCUAGAAAUUUCGAGGAAAUGACAGCACAGGAGCAGAUUGAAGAGGAAGCUUUUAAAAAUGUUUAUAUUCCCAAGAGACUUACAGAGGUGAUAAACUAUGAACGCGAUAUCAACAAAGCAAAACAAGGAGAAACAGGUGACUUGAUGUAUAAGAAGAUAGCUGGUUUCAACGAGGAUCUAACUGGCACAGCUGACAAACCAGGCAUACUUCAGGAAGAUGAAAUAUGCAGUGGUUCUGAGGGGUCGGAUGAUGAUGAUGAGAAUGGAGAUAAAGGAACCAAGUUUAAGAAUGCCGCUCGUCCAAGGAAUGAAGAUGCGGAGACUAAGAAAGCGAGGAAGAAGGCAGUUAAAGAAGAACAGGCAGAAAGGAGGAAAACUAAGACACCCAAACAUAUUAAGAAGAAACGAGACAAGGGACAUGGAAAGAAAUAGAGUAGGUAUUUAAAUACUUAUUUUUGUUGAAUAUAAUUUAGCAACAGUGGAAACAGAUAAGCCAUUAUUGGCAGCGUUAUUCAUUUAUUUUAUGAAUGGAAUAUAGCAUUUAGUGAAUAUUUUUCGGUAUGUAAACAGUAAUAUAAGUUUUACCAAAAUAGGUACCUUUUUUACCUAAAGGUAUGUUUUAUGAACUUACUUUGAACUGUAAAAAUUACUUUUUCCACUAAUACUAUGUAUCCUUUAUUUUUAAACUUGUGAAGUUGAAAUUAAACAAAUAUUUAUAAUUUAUAA
Pectinophora gossypiella (pink bollworm) is the source of this 1950-nucleotide messenger RNA. RefSeq names its product serine/threonine-protein kinase RIO1 (gene RIOK1). Lineage: Eukaryota; Metazoa; Arthropoda; Insecta; Lepidoptera; Gelechiidae. Gene Ontology annotation, biological process: maturation of SSU-rRNA. The coding region runs from base 109 to 1656 and encodes 515 amino acids. Gene Ontology annotation, cellular component: preribosome, small subunit precursor; cytosol. The transcript has 4 exons. Gene Ontology annotation, molecular function: protein serine/threonine kinase activity; ATP binding. The record is from RefSeq and is a predicted model, not a curated record.